This is a messenger RNA of Frieseomelitta varia, 1467 nucleotides long. RefSeq names its product 26S proteasome non-ATPase regulatory subunit 1-like (gene Rpn2). Gene Ontology annotation, cellular component: proteasome regulatory particle, base subcomplex; nucleus; proteasome storage granule. Lineage: Eukaryota; Metazoa; Arthropoda; Insecta; Hymenoptera; Apidae. The transcript has 4 exons. The record is from RefSeq and is a predicted model, not a curated record. The coding region runs from base 16 to 1191 and encodes 391 amino acids. Gene Ontology annotation, biological process: proteasome-mediated ubiquitin-dependent protein catabolic process.
GUGCGAGUCGAUCUCAUGCGUCAUCCCUCAGACACGUGCCAGCCAACUGACAGGAAACUUCGUCUCGUUUGUUUUCGCAGAACACCGGAGCAAUGUCCCAGCGUGGUCUCGUUGCUGGCGGAGAGCUACAACCCCCAUGUAAGAUACGGUGCGGCGAUGGCACUGGGAAUCGCGUGUGCCGGCACCGGCCUCAAGGAAGCCAUAGCACUGCUCGAUCCAAUGACGAACGAUUCGGUGAACUUUGUCCGCCAGGGCGCCCUGAUCGCCUCGGCGAUGAUACUGAUCCAGCAGACCGAGGCGACCUGCUCGCGGGUCAAGGAUUUCCGUGCUCUGUACGCGAAGGUGAUCGUGGACAAGCACGAGGACGUGAUGGCCAAGUUCGGCGCCAUCUUGGCGCAGGGGAUCAUCGACGCAGGUGGCCGUAACGUGACGGUGUCGUUGCAAUCAAGGACCGGUCACACGAACAUGCUGGCGGUGGUCGGCGCGUUGGUGUUCACCCAGUAUUGGUACUGGUUCCCGUUGGCCCACUGCUUGGCACUGGCGUUCACGCCGACUUGCCUAAUCGCUCUGAACGCCCAGCUGAAAAUGCCGAAGCUGGAGAUACGCUCGAACGCCAGGCCGAGCGUGUACGCGUAUCCGGCGCCCCUCGAAGAGAAGAAACGCGAGGAAAGGGAGAAAAUCACCACCGCUGUCCUCAGCAUCGCCGCCAGAGCACGGCGUCGCGAGACCGAGAGGCGUGCUCGCGACUUGCACGAGAAAAUGGAAGUGGAUCCGCCGGAGACGGCGAAGGAGCCCGUGGUCGAGAUGGCGUCGUCCAAGGAGAAGGAGGAGAAGCGGAAGGAGAAGGAGCCGGCGAAGGAGGCGAAAGAGACGAAGGAGAAGGUGGAGAAGAAGGGCAAGGACGAGGCGGAGAAGGGAACGGAGAAGGAGAAGAAGGAAGCCGAGCCGAGUUUCGAGAUCCUGCAGAAUCCGGCUCGCGUGCUAAGGCAGCAGCUGAAGGUGAUACAGUUGGCGGAGGGUAGCCAUUACGUGACCGUGAAAGACAUUCAGAUCGGCGGUAUCGUGAUGGUGAAGCAUAUCCAGUCGGACACCGAGGAGGAGCUUGUGGAACCGGUGGCUGCAUACGGCCCCCAUCCGGAGGAAGAACAGGAAGCUGAGCCGCCGGAGCCGUUCGAGUACACGGAGGAUUAAACAGUGACAAGCUGAGAACAACCUCCGUUCCGACUUUUAACGUCUGACUCUGACGCGACGCAAAUUACUCAUACACGCAUACGCACUAUAGCUCGCUGUUUCGUAUAGUAGAGGCAAACAGAAUCGGGGCCAUCCCCUGUUCUUUUUUUUGUAUAAUUAAUUUUCGUCGUCGUUGUGCCGACGAACUGACGGUUGUUCAGAUUAUUUAUCGUCCAAGCAACCAAGAAACCGCCACGCCGUUUCGUUGUUUUUUAAUAAAUGUAUAAUUUGCUCUGA